GCUAGAGCUUGGGCCAGACUUGCCCUCGGGCCAGCCCAGGUUGUUGGGUCUCACCUUGCGCCCGGGCUUCAAUUUGUUGCUAGAAACAGCUUUUUGGCCCAAACCCCCCCCCCAGACAGAGGCUUGGACUCCUCGCUGGAGUUGCUCUAAGAGCACUUAGAAGCGCACGAAAAACCUAAACGAAUCCAACGAAAACCCUUUUCAUUUGCGCUUUCAAUCACUCAAUUUUGCAACAUAUUGCAAUGCAAUGAAAACACACCAAGGCAACUUCAUUUUUAACGUUCUCAUGUGUGGUUUCUCAAAAAAAAUAAUAAUUCCACACGUGUUUGAAACUGCAACAGUGUGCGCCAAACCUUACCCUCUGCUCGAGAAAAACCGCGUUUCUUCUUCUUCUCUCUCUCUCUCAACCCUAGAAAUGGCAGAUUCGGAAUCGAACUAUAUCGACGAGCAUUCAGCCACCUCAACAACCAUAACAUUCGACCGACCGAUCCCGUUGCUCCGAGGACCAGUUCGGGCUGGCCCACCCGAUGACCCAUCCUCUGGUCCGUACGUCCUGGCGUUUCGAGACCCCAGGACAUGGGCAAACGCGUACAGAGCCUGCGAGUCCAAGAUCAUCGAGCAGUGUGAGGCCGGCGCCAGGAUCGGGUGCGCCAUCAGCGCAUCGGACAAGUGUAAGCCGCCGUGGUGGCGAGCUCUGAUUGGUCCGAAAGCACCGGACUUGAAGGAGAGGGAGCAGUGCGAAGAGAGAGAAAUGGAGGGGUGUUUGUCUGCGGCGAAAGAUAAGUGCGUUGGGUUCGCGAAGGAGAAGUGCUUGAAGCCCUUUAGAGACGCGAGAAUUGCUGGCCUUCAUGUAAAGCAGGCUGAGAGGUUGGUUUGCUGGGCAACUGUGAUGGAUCGGAGCACGUGGCUCAGUUUGAUUGGAUUGGACAAAUUGGGUUAUUUUGGUUCGGCAACGGGAUAUUGAAGGUGUGAAUUUGGAGAAUGGUGUUUAAAGUUGCUGAAGAAGUGUUGCUGAUGAAGUGGGCAUUUGCAAAGGUAUGUUUGCAUGAACUCUGAUUCUUUGAUUUACCAUGAAAAUAGUAGAAAAGAUGCAAAGCUUUUUUGAAUUUAGUAUUUGAAAUUUUCUGAGUAUAUCAAACUUAUUGUGUUAUAGUAUUGGAUCAGCUUCGUAUGAUUUUGCAAUUGGAUAGGAAUUUUGCACAGAUUGGGUUCUAUUUAGGAAUCUCUGAGACUAAUGCAUGUAGAGCUGAACAAGCUUUUUGUUGGAUCUAAUAUAUCUUGUCCUUCUCUUUUGAUGACUUCCUUUAUAACUUUCCGGAUACCUUGAAAUUGAGUUAAUGGAGUUUGAAUCCACAAUGUUGCUGUUGCUGUAUUUUGUUUGGUGCUCGUUGGGCUGAAAGAGCCCAUUUAUGACCAAAAAAAGGUUGAACAUCCACACAAAACAAAAUCUUUAGGCCCAAAACAUCCAAAAGUUUAUGGUAUCUUGUACUCCACGUGCAUCUACACGUUCUUCCUGGUGUGAAGUCAUUCCUCAUAGACGUUCUGUUUGUGCAUGCUUUAUCCUGAACAUAUUACAUAUGCAGAUAGCUAAUCUUGAAAGGAUUCAUUUAUUUUUUUAUAGGUUAUCUGUGUAGACUUUUUUUUGUUUACGUAUGCUUUUGUACGCAAAUAGUUUCUUGAAAGCAUCAUUUUCAUUUAUAAAACAAAUGAGCUACAAAGACUUUCUGCAUAUCUAUGCUUCUUCCUUUAAUAUAUGCAAACAGUUAUCUUGAGGGGAUUAUUUUCUUUGUUUUAAAAUAUAAAUGAGCUAUGUAUUACUUUUGGAAACUGAUUUGGUUUUCUGAU
Prunus mume (Japanese apricot) is the source of this 1845-nucleotide messenger RNA. RefSeq lists its product as uncharacterized. Lineage: Eukaryota; Viridiplantae; Streptophyta; Magnoliopsida; Rosales; Rosaceae. Gene Ontology annotation, cellular component: plastid. The record is from RefSeq and is a predicted model, not a curated record.